AUGCCCAUUCUGGCUCUUUUGCUGCUCUGCUCGUUUCUCGAUAGGACCAACGUCGGCAACGCCAAGAUCCUCGGCCUCGAGUCCGAUGUAGGCAUCACAGACGGCCAAUACUCGCAAGGCCUCGCCGUCUUUUACGCCACCUACAUUGCCUGCGAACUCCCCAGCAACCUCGUCCUCAAGAAAUUCUCCCCGCGCAUCUGGCUCCCCACGCUGACCGUCGCCUGGGGCAUCAUCACCAUGUGUCUCGGCUUCAUCCGCUCCUUUGGCAGCUUCGCCGCCGUGCGCGCCCUGCUGGGCAUCGCCGAGGGCGGCCUCUUUCCCGGCAUCGUGCUGUACCUGUCCAGCAUGUACACGCGCGGCGAGCUGGCUCUCCGCAUCGGCAUCUUCUACACGGCGGCGUCGCUGUCUGGCGCCUUUGGAGGGCUUUUGGCAAGGGGGUUGUCGGCGAUUGGGCCGCGGGGCGGGCUGGAGGGCUGGAGAUGGAUUUUUAUCGUCGAGGGCCUGUUGACUGUUGCUUCUGGCGUCGUUGCCUUUAUCUGGUUGCCGAAUGGCGUUGCCAGCGCAAAGUUUCUCUCGACAGAGGAGCGAGAUUUCGCUUCUGAGAGAUUGGCAAACGACAACGGUGGGCGCUUCAACCCGGCACUCGAAGCAGAAGAAGCCUUCAAGUGGUCCGAGGUCCGCCGCGGUCUCUUCAACGUCCAGAUUUGGCUUACCUCGACGGCCUAUUUUGCCAUGCUCUCGGGAGUCUACUCGUUUGGUCUUUUCCUGCCUACGAUUGUCAAUGCCCUUCAAAUCACGACCAACGCCAACAAAGUCCAGCUCUGGACCGUCAUUCCUUAUGCCGUGGCAACUCCCACUACCGUUGCCGUCGCCCUCAUCUCUGACCGCAUCAAGCUCCGUGGUCUGCCCAUGCUCGUCAUGCUCCCCAUCUCCAUUAUCGGCUACGCCACAAUUGCCCACGUCCAGUCAGCCAGUGUCCGCUUCGGCAUGACUUGCCUCAUGGCCAUGGGCAUGUACAGCUCCGUGCCGUGCGUGCUGGUGUGGAACGCGAAUAACUCGGCGGGACAUUACAAGAGAGCGACGACUUCGGCUUUGCAGCUGGCUGUAGCCAACUGCGGAGGGUUUGUUGCGACAUUUGUGUACCCAAAUAGAGAGGGGCCCGUCUAUCUAAAAGGACACUCUAUCAUUUUAGGAUUGCUGUGCUAUGCGUGGUUUGCUGUCUUAGCCAAUGUGCUUUGGCUAUCCAAGAUUAACAAAGACAAGAAGAUGGGCAAAUACGAUCAAUACGCCGGCUGUGGCGAUGAUCGCGAUCCCGAAUUCGAAAUGAUUCUGUGA
Messenger RNA from Trichoderma asperellum CBS 433.97, 1335 nucleotides. RefSeq lists its product as uncharacterized. Gene Ontology annotation, cellular component: membrane. The record is from RefSeq and is a predicted model, not a curated record. Gene Ontology annotation, molecular function: transmembrane transporter activity. Lineage: Eukaryota; Fungi; Ascomycota; Sordariomycetes; Hypocreales; Hypocreaceae. Gene Ontology annotation, biological process: transmembrane transport.